Molecule: messenger RNA, 1400 nt
Organism: Arachis duranensis
Lineage: Eukaryota; Viridiplantae; Streptophyta; Magnoliopsida; Fabales; Fabaceae
Product: probable carboxylesterase 15
Exons: 1
Coding region: 113-1117 (334 amino acids)
Molecular function (GO): hydrolase activity
Source: RefSeq, a predicted model, not a curated record
ACCAAGCUUCACAAAUCACAUUAGAUAAGCAUAGCCACACACUCUUCUUCUCUCAAUUCUCAUUCAUUAUCCCAAACCACCACAGUCAUAUCAAUCAUUUCUUCAUUGAUCAAUGGUGCAAGAGAAAAAACUUGUGCAGAAUGUCUCCGGUUGGCUCAGAAUUUACGACGACGGUUCAGUAGACCGUACAUGGACCGGUCCACCGGAAGCGAAGUUCAUGGCCGAGCCAGUACCACCCCAUGAAGAAUUCAUCGACGGGGUUGCCACCCGCGACAUAACCGUCGCGGAAAGCAACCGCUCCGUCCGACUUUACCUUCCCGAGAUUACAUCUGCUGACAAGGAAAAGCUGCCGGUAGUUGUCCAUUUCCAGGGUGGCGGGUUCUGCAUUAGCGAACCGGACUGGUUUAUGUACUAUAACAUGUACACCCGGUUCGCUCGAGCCGCUCGGUUCAUUUGUGUGUCUCCUUUCCUUCGUCGUGCACCCGAACACCGCCUUCCGGCAGCCAUUGAAGACGGCUUCUCGACUCUACUCUGGCUACAAUCUGUUGCCAAAGGAGAGUCAAAGGAGUUGUGGCUUGAGAAACACGCGGAUUUCAGCCGGGUAUUUCUCAUAGGAGACAGCUCCGGUGGGAACGUUGUGCACGAAGUUGCUGCCUUGGCAGGUAAGGCAAGUCUCGAACCGCUCCGGUUGGCCGGAGCUAUCCCGGUUCACCCAGGAUUUCUUCGAUCAACCAGAAGCAAAUCAGAGCUUGAAAAACCGCAAUCACCUUUCUUGACUCUAGACAUGUUGGACAAUUUCCUGGCGUUAGCUUUGCCGGUGGGGAGUACUAAGGAUCACCCCAUAACUUGCCCGAUGGGGGAAGCGGCGCCGCCGCUGAGCGGGCUGAAACUGCCGCCGUUUUUAGUGUGCCUUGCGGAGAUGGAUUUGAUAUGGGAUACAGAGAUGGAAUACUAUGAAGCAAUGAAGAAGGCAAAUCAUGAUGUGGAGCUCUUUGUUAGCAAAGGAAUGACACAUAGUUUUUAUCUUAACAAAAUUGCGGUGGAUAUGGAUCCAAAUACUGCUGCUGAAACUGAAGCUCUUAUUGCAAGGGUCAAAGAGUUCAUUGAGAAGCACUAACAAGUUAAUUAAGUCCAGAGCGCGUACCUUAAAUGAAACUCGGAUCUACCAAGAAUUAGUCCUUAAUUUAUAGGAUGAAAAAUACUUUCCGCAAUCAUAAAAUAAGUUAAUUAAUCAUGCUUUUAUUAGCUACUAUAUUAUUAUUUAGUGAAAAUAAAUAAAAUUCUAGUCAGUAGCAGCCUUUGUGUAUGUGGAGCCUCUCGGACAUGUCUCUUAGUAAUAAUUUUUGAAUCACUGUACUCUAUAUAAAGUAGUGGUCGUAUGAGAGUCACAUGUUGUUAAU